This is a messenger RNA of Loxodonta africana (African savanna elephant), 1657 nucleotides long. RefSeq names its product receptor accessory protein 4 (gene REEP4). The record is from RefSeq and is a predicted model, not a curated record. Lineage: Eukaryota; Metazoa; Chordata; Mammalia; Proboscidea; Elephantidae. Gene Ontology annotation, molecular function: microtubule binding. Gene Ontology annotation, cellular component: endoplasmic reticulum membrane; cytoplasmic microtubule. The coding region runs from base 453 to 1217 and encodes 254 amino acids. The transcript is spliced from 8 exons.
GGCCGGUGCCGGUAGCCGGACGUACCGGGACUGCGGGGCCCCGCACGAGCGAAGGCCGCAAGCCGCCACCCCUGGCUCGGGACCAGGAAGCGGCGCUGCACGAGGGCCGAAAGCCCGAUUCUCAGCAGCAGGAAGUGCCAGCCGGAGCGCUAACUGCCCGAGAGGCGCGGCGAAGGAGAGCGCCGCCGGUACCCCGCUCCAAAUCGGCUUCCUCCCAGCCGGGGCCGCCUCGCCCCCGGGCCACUUGUCUCCCCAUUCUUCAGGCUCCCCGCACGGCGAAGCGAGUGGGCCGGGGAGCCAGGAGUUCGGGCGGUGGGCUCUUUCUUCACUAGCGGACAGCCGGGCGCCACCGCCGGUUCCCUCAUCUCCACUGAUUAGCCCCCGGAGCCCCCGCGUGAACGUCCCUCUACGCCUCUUCUUUGGGAUCUCCUGUCGCCUCCGAGGCUGGCAGGAUGGUGUCCUGGAUGAUCUGUCGUCUGGUGGUUCUGGUGUUUGGAAUGCUCUAUCCAGCUUAUGCUUCCUACAAGGCUGUGAAGACCAAGAACAUUCGUGAAUAUGUCCGGUGGAUGAUGUACUGGAUUGUCUUUGCGCUCUUCAUGUCAUUGGAGACCUUCACAGACACCUUCGUCUCCUGGUUCCCUUUCUACUAUGAGAUCAAGAUGGCCUUUGUGCUGUGGCUGCUCUCGCCCUAUACCAAGGGAGCCAGCCUGCUUUACCGCAAGUUUGUCCACCCAUCCCUGUCCCGCCAUGAGAAGGAAAUCGAUACAUACAUCGUGCAGGCCAAGGAACGCAGCUACGAGACGAUGCUCAGCUUUGGGAAGCGAGGCCUCAACAUUGCUGCCUCAGCUGCUGUGCAGGCUGCCACCAAGAGUCAGGGUGCACUGGCUGGCAGGCUGCGGAGCUUCUCCAUGCAGGACCUGCGCUCCAUCCCUGACACCCCUGCCCCUACCUACCAAGAUCCCCUCUACAUGGAGGACCAGGUGCCCCACCGGAGGCCACCCAUCGGAUACCGGGCAGGGGGCCUGCAGGACAGUGACACAGAGGAUGAGUGCUGGUCAGAUACUGAGGCCAUCCCCCAGCCACCAGCCCGGCCUCGAGAGAAGCCUCUGAACCGUAGCCAGAGCCUGCGUGUGGUCAAGAGGAAACCAUUGGGAACGUCACGAUCCCUGAAGGUCCGGACAAGAAAAAAGGCCAUGCCUUCUGACAUGGAAAGCUAGAGUCUGAGGAGUCUGGUCCGGUCUUACCUCAUGCCCUGCAGGGGGCUGGAGGCCGUUUUGAGGAGCCCUUUGGCUGCACACCUGGCCUACCUGCAUCAACUGCCUCAGCUUUGCCCCUCCUGGCCUCUGCUGUUGGUUAAGGACCAGGGGUAGAUGCUGCCAGGGGCCACACCCAGGGAUGCAUCCACAGUGUACCAAAGCAGCCUGGUCCAGGGUUAUAUUUAUUGCCUUCCUCAUCCCUCUGCCUUCCUUUGGUAUGGGACCAGAGCUUCCCUUCUCCCCCUGCAGAUGAAACCAAAAGCCCACCCAGCUGUGUUCAUUUGAAUUACUUGAUGGGCCUUUUCUAAGACCCUUGCGUGUGUGUGUCUGGUUGUAUGUUUUGUGUUGGAGGAUGAGGUCAGGCUUAUGAAAGUUUUGAUAAAUAAAGACAUAAAAAUGUU